AUGGCUUCCCUGGGAUCCUCUGUGAAUAGACCGACCAACGUCAAGGUCAGGGACGAAAAUAUCGAGUCCAAGCUCCAGCUUUACGCCAUCUACAGUGCCUUCAAGGCUGGCAAGGUCCCCUCGAACGAACAAAUCGACAUCACCCUCAACAGCUUCCUCGAGUCCAAGGCCCUCAAGUCUCCCUCCGGCAAGCUCUCCACUGAGGGCCAGGCUCUCGUGGCCGAUGCUCGCGAAGUUGUGAGGCUCGCCAAGUAUCUGUUCCUGUCCAAGAACGAGGGCAACCUCUUGCAAGACUUCAUCUGGGAGACCGAGCAGUUCAAGCCUAGUGCGAUAAGCACCCCCGGCGCUCCCGUCGACAAGGCGACUGCUCAGCAGCACGGCGACCAGGCCCUCCAGGGUCUGCGAACCGUCGGAACUCUCCUCAUCACCAAUGGACAGUUCCGAAAACUCCUCAAGGACUUCACCGUCCUCUUCCGUGAUGUCGCCGGCGAUGCCGCCAGCAACGUUGCCGGCCGCGUCCGACCUUCUGAGGACCAGCUCAACCAGGUGGACAUGCCCGCUCAGGAUCACACCUGGCACGAGAAGCCCGACUUUUCCAAGGACACCCUGAGGGAGAAGGCCCGAGGAACUUACGGCGGAAAGCCCAAGGAGGACCUCAAGGAUACCGCCGCCGCUGCCGCUAACGCCGCUAACCCUACCGGCUCCACCAGGCCCGGCGAUGUUAAUGCCCAGGCCGGCGCUUCCACUGGACGAUCGCGAAAGGUCAAGCAGCGCAACGACGAAUACCGCCGCCGCACUCGCGAGUACUUUAACCAGAAGAUUCCCCAGGAGCGCAAGGAGCAGACCAUCUGGCGUCUCAAGAAGAUGGUUCUCGAGUGCCAGCAGCAUCCCGACUACUCCCGCGCCGUCGAGACCAUUCUCGAUCUCGCCGGGGAGUAUGGCCGUCACGGCCGCACCGUCGCCCAGGGCGGCACCGGCACUCGACCCCUCUGGAACUCCAUUCAGAGCCUCUACGACGCCGCCCAGCGCGACGAUGAGCUCCGCAACUGGUUCAGCCGCAUGGAUAGUUACAUCCGCCGCUGCCUCCUCCAGGAGGGCUACAUCUUGGACGAGUCUUCCAACCAGGAGUGGGAUCAGCUCUACGAUCACGGCCGCUACCUCCUCCGCGACAAGUACCGCCCCAACACGGACCGCAUCAUCAACGAGACCAAGUUCCUCUCUGACCAGUUCGACAAGGACGCCCAGAACAAGGAGUUUGGCCUUGCCGUCCAGCGCCUCUUCCAGCACCUCGGAAACGAUGAGAACGGCAAGCCUACCUUCAAGCCCCAUCUCAUCAAGGAUCUCACCGAGGUCAUCAUCCCCUCUGCUGUCGAUGCCGUCAUCGAAAACCUCAUCAUCGAGGCCGACAACAUCUUCCCCAACAACAUUGAGCUCAAGAGCAACCACUACUUCAAGAUGGGCCGCAAGAAGAUUUCCAACGACCAGCACCAGGUCUUUGACGUCCGCGUCGGCGGCAUCCAGAUGGAUCUCCGCGAUGUAAACUACUACAUCCACCGCAAGACCGGGUUCCCCUCCGUCAAGGAUACUGGCGUUGCCAACAUCUUCCUCGGCGGUACCGGGUUGACCUUUGAGCUCGCCGUCUCGACCCCCAAGAAGCAUGACCGACAGAGGUUCUUCAAGGUUGACAAUGUCGACGUCGACAUCCGCAACCUCAAGGUCAAGCUCGUCAAGUCCAAGUACAAGCUCGUCUUCUCGCUCCUCCAGAGCAUCCUCCUCAAGGUGAUGCGCCCCGCCAUCCAGAAGGUGGUCGAGAAGAGCAUCAAGGACCAGUUCAGCAAGUGGGACAAGAUCAUGUACGAGAUCCAGAAGGACGCCAAGACCACCCUCGAGGAUGAGCGUGCUCGCAUCGAGUCCGAGGAAGGCGGCAAGAAGUCCAACAUGUACAGCCGCUACCUCAACUCGGCCAAGAAGUACAAGAACCAGAAGAAGGCCGAGGCCAAGACCGAGGCCCAGCGCAAGGCUGCCCAGGCCACCGCCGGCAAGAAGUUCAACAUUGCCUACACCAUGCACGACAGCAUCUUCCCCGACAUCAAGCUCUCCGACGCUACCAGCACCCGCGCCACCAAGUACAAGGACAUGGCGCUCCAGGGCGAGAAGUGGGAGAGCCCCGUCUUCUCCAUUGGCCAUGCUAGCACCAGCAAGGACAUUCCCCGCGCCCCCAAGAUCGAGGAGAAGCUCGAUCAGAAGAGGAUCCACGAGCAGAGCAAGUUCCAGGAGGAGGAGCGCCUCCGCAACCUCCAGAGCCAGCAGCAGCAGCAGCCUGGUGUUGGUAACCUCGCCUACACCCAGCCCGGCGCCGGUGCUCUCUACAGCCAGCAGCAGCAACAGCAGCAGCAGCAACAGCAACCCGGCCUCGGCGCCUACGGCCAGCCCCUCGGAGCCGGUAACCUCGCCCAGCAGCCCGGCGCUGGCGGCUACGGUGAAUACCCCACCGGUGCCACCGAUCGCGGUAACCAAGUUAUUGGUUCCGCGCCCCUUGGCAACGUUGGCAACAUCGAGAAGGAGAGGCUUGGUACCGGCAACGGCAACGGCAACGGCGUCGGCCACGGUCACGGUCACGGCAAUGGCCUCGCCGGAAACGGCUACGGCAACUUCCAGGAAAAGGUUGGCGAGUUUGGCACGGGCUUGAAGAUUGACCCCAACUCCAACUGCAACACCGGUGCUCAGUACGAGAACGGUAAUGCCGGUCUCCGCCAGACUGCCGAAUUCCCCGGCACCGGCGGCACUACUGCCCCAGUCGCCAACCCCCAGAUUAACCGCAUUUACUAA
This is a messenger RNA of Parascedosporium putredinis, 2829 nucleotides long. The record is from the annotation of a GenBank genome assembly. NCBI's taxonomy places the organism in Eukaryota, Fungi, Ascomycota, Sordariomycetes, Microascales, Microascaceae.